CCCUCUGUUUUCUUCUAUCACAAAUCCCAAUCAUUAUAGUUGAAAAUAAUGAGGUGCUUUACAGCUUGCUUUGGUAAUUGCAAGCACAAGAAAAUCAUUAAACCAUGUACAGAUAGUUACAAGAGUAAUAGCAUCUCUCCUAAAACUCUUAAGAAUUUGCUCAAGACACACAAAAAUGGCGAAGCAUCUGUAGCCAUUAAGAAUGCUACAAAAGAAGAAGCUCAGCAUGGGGAUGUUACAAACACCAUUAACAUCAUUCAAGAAUCCAAGAAUAAGGAGGAAGAAGAAGAAAAGGAGUUGAAUAUAAGCAGCAGAAAGAAGGUUACAUUUGAUGAUGUAAAUAUAUCAUCAAUCAUCAAUGAGAGGGGCUUAGCAAACCAAGAAUCUGCAUAUUGCUUAGAGGAGAUUUGCAACAAGGAAAAGGAAAAGGAGAAAGGGAAUGUAAAAGAAGAAGAAGAAGAAGAAGAAGAAGAAGAAGAAGAAGAAGAAGAAGAAGAAGAAGAAGAAGAAGAAGAAGGGACCACGCUUUCAGAUUCAAGCGCGUCAAGCUAUAUAUCUUUUCCUCCAAGUCAUAGAUAUCAUUGCUGCAGAAAGAGUGAUGACGAAUUUGAAGCUAUUGAUUUAAACGAUAAUGAUCUGGAAAAUGAUGAUGAUGUUGAAGUUUCUGGAAAUGCAAUGAUUGAACAAGAACAAUCUUCCGACUCAUCUUUAUUUUCGCUCUCCAUAGACUCUAGGAAAAGAAAUCCUAAGCCAGAAUUGGGUGAAAAGGAGGUCAAUAGUCCAUUGAAACUUAGUGCUAAAGAUCGGAGUCAAUUAUCAGUGUUGAAUCCCAUUCAAGAGAAGGAAAAUAUCAAUAUUUUGAAUCUUCCUAACUUUAGAACUAGUACUACUUAUUGUGUACAACAAGACCCUAGUUUGAAGCAGUCAACAAAACAAACAAAGCGCCUGGAGGAGAAUCAAAUCACAGUAGAUACUAGCCUUUCAAGCUGGUUAAUUGAAUCUCAAGAUGACGACACACCAAAUUCCAAAAACAAUGUUGGUGAUUUGGUUGGCAAUUAUUCAUCCACGCCUUCGAUACGAGUUGAAGAUAGACCAGUUUUAGUUGAACUCAAACACAUAGCUAACUCAUCUUGUGUAAUAGGGACUGUGGGGAGUUAUUUGAGACAUACAGGGCAGGCUACAGAUUCAGAUUCUGCUUCAUCUUGCAAAGGCAUUUCAUCGAACAAGACAUAUGCGCUCCUAAGAGAGGAUAAAAACUAUAUUUGCAGCCAUUCUACACCAUUUCAGGUCAGGUUAGUGAGAGCACUAGAUAGUGAUUUGGCUCAAGCUUAACUACAUUUCUCUUGAGCCGAGGGUCUAUCGAAAACAGCCACUCCCCAAACUCUACUCGUGAGAUUACAGAAGGGUCUAUCGAAAACAGCCACUCCCCAAACUCUACUCGUGAGAUUACAGAAUAUGUUAUUGAAAGGGAUCAUUAAGCACAAUGUCUCAUCGUUUGACAGGAAAAAGUUGUGCCCCUUUUGUGUAAUUAGUAUGAAUUGCAUUUUGUUGGACGAGUCGGAAUUUGCUAGGAGCGUGUAUUCUUCCGAAUUUGUCGUGCCAGUGAAAUGUGUCUGUACGGUAUGUUCAAGCGAUUUGAUAGUGUAAAAAUAUUUAUGACGGCAUAUUUAUGAAUUUAAGCUUUUGAAAUAAUAUUUUGAAAUUAUCGUGUAGUAAAA
Molecule: messenger RNA, 1718 nt
Organism: Nicotiana tabacum (common tobacco)
Lineage: Eukaryota; Viridiplantae; Streptophyta; Magnoliopsida; Solanales; Solanaceae
Biological process (GO): male meiosis II
Source: RefSeq, a predicted model, not a curated record